AUGCUUUCGAAUAAAACCAAUGCUGGGGUUCCCAAAAGCUCAGUUAGCACACUUUUCAAGCGAACAGAAGUAAUCGGGCGAGGAAAGUUCGGCAUUGUCUACAAAGGUUAUUACAUCAAGACGAACAGGGUUUGUGCUAUCAAAGUGCUGAAUCUUGACUCUGCUGAUGAUGAGGUUGAAGAUGUGCAAAAGGAGGUACAGUUCUUGUCUUCCCUAAAGCAAGUACCGAACAUCACGCACUACUACGGUUCCUACUUAAACAAUACAGAACUAUGGGUAAUCAUGGAAUACUGCGCAGGCGGAUCUUUAAGGACGCUGCUCCGGCCCGGUAAAAUCGGCGAACAGUAUAUCGGGGUCAUUAUGCGCGAACUGUUGAUCGCGUUAAUGCACAUUCACAAGGACGGUGUUAUUCACCGUGACAUCAAGGCGGCAAAUGUGCUUAUUACCAAUGAUGGGCAUAUCAAACUGUGUGACUUUGGGGUCGCGGCACAGCUUUCUCAAACCAAAAUCCGACGCCAAACAAUGGCGGGUACGCCUUACUGGAUGGCACCUGAAGUGAUAAUGGAAGGCGUCUACUACGAUACGAAAGUUGAUAUAUGGUCACUAGGCAUAACCGCAUACGAGAUCGCCACAGGAAACCCACCAUAUUGUGAUGUUGAAGCGCUUCGAGCAAUGCAGCUUAUUACAAAGUCUAAGCCGCCAAGGCUAGAAGGAAGGCAGCACUCUAGUGCUUUGAAAGAGUUUAUUGCAUUAUGUCUUGAUGAAGAUCCGAAAGAACGGCCUUCGGCCGAGGAAUUACUCAAGACUAAGUUUAUCAGGCUGCAUAAGAAUGUGUCUGCAUCAAUUUUAAAGGAGCUUAUAAGUCGGUAUCUUCUGCACAGAGACAAGCAUUCCAGAAGAGAGUCUAGCACCUCAGGUUUAGAGGAAGAUGAGUCAGGUAAAGUUGACGGUAGUGAGCUCUUCGGCGAUUCCAACGAACUCGAUGUCAAAUGGGAUUUUGAUUCGUUGAGCUCCAACGAAUACAUUAUUGAAAAUGACAUCAACAUAGACGCAAUUCCUGAAGAGACAACUCCUAAUGAACAUUUUAGUUACGCAUAUCCAGAGGAUGACUUGCUUUACCAGUCGAACCAAAAGUUUUACCACGGGACCACGAUGGGCAAAGGCCACACGAACGUGACAAUGAAUAACUCCACCAUUCAGGCAUCCAACAACAACAACGCAACUUAUAAUAACACUACUUCGAACUAUCAAAGCAAGCACACUCUCCCCAACACAAGCAAAAAUUCUGAAACUAAAGCGUCUAAAGCUCUUUUGCAGCUAUUCGAGGAUGGGGACGAUAACUCCACAGACGUUGACUACGCUAGGUCAGCUUCUGCUCUUGCAGGAAAACAUGCUGACGAUAAUCUCAAAUCCGCAACACCACUGCCUGAUCGGGGCCAACAUCCAGACGCAUUCAAAGGGCCCAUCUACCAUAGUCAGAGUACUCCUUCUCUCCCAAUGCUUCAAACGAAUUUCAGUCAGCCCGUAAUUUUGGGGCCUCCAAGUUCCACUGCUUUGCCUACUCCUAUAGAAAUUGAAAUUCCGGAAGAAUUGCCAUUCGCCAAAGAAAAUAUGGGAUCGUCUAUCACAAAGCCGCGUUCCUCGACGGUUUCGGUGCCAAACAACAAGCCCAGCCCACUUAUUCAGCGCAGACCAACAAUCACUGGAGGCAUGGGUUCGAGCGCGCUUUCACGCAACGACUCAGGCUUGUCUGGGUCCACCAUGAAGACACUUCAGGAAGACAAGCAGAGACUCAUGGCUCCUUCUUCAAAUGGUAUUAAUAACAAACCCGGCGUUAGAAGCAGCUCUCCAAUGAAGCUUGGUAACACUGCUUCGCCAAAAAAACCACUUCCCGUAACGCCGUCCACGAGCUCAGCUCCACUAGCGAUGAAACCAGUACCUGGAGAAAAAUCGGAUAUGUUGUUGAAACCACUCAAUGGCGAUGAUAGCGAGGCGGGUCGCACUCGUAUUAAUCGCGACUUCAAGCGUCAGAAUCCCAACCUGAAGCUGCAAAUGCCGUCGCCAACAUCACUUGUUCCUAAUAAGCUCCUUGAAAAUCCAAGUGUGCUAUCCAAUAAUCCAGAUGAUGCAAACAUAAAUCAGUUUGGUUUCAACACGAGCACAGCAACCCUCCCUGUCGCGAUGACCCCUGUCGUUGAGCGUAACAUUGAUCUCAUGAAACGUAAGCCAAGCUGCGGUGCGAGUACCGGCAACGCUAGCAGAAGCAGCAGUGUCUCCCAAGAGGCAGGGAGCGCCGCGAGCAGCUCAACAGCAGCGCCGAGCGCUCUACCACAACCGUCUAAUACGGCUUCUAUUCCAUCGGCUGUUAGCUCGGCGCCAGCAAAUGCUGCGCUGAUUGCGCCGGCCCCUUCUCUAACAAUGGAAAGGCCACCUAGGCAACUACAGAUGGACAUGUUCCUUGACUUUCCAGACGACUUGCCCUCUGCUGAGGACUCCAGCGACCACCACCCUGACCGCAAAUUUUUGGUUUUACGAGAGCUGGACUCUUUACUAAAAACAGUGGAGGAUGGGCUUCCAGUCAUGGAACAUGCUCUCAAAGAAGCUUUUGCCAAAACUACAACUCCUGGUGAGAAGUAG
Messenger RNA from Lachancea thermotolerans CBS 6340, 2637 nucleotides. It is a transcript of the gene KIC1, whose product is annotated as putative serine/threonine protein kinase KIC1. Gene Ontology annotation, molecular function: ATP binding; protein kinase activity. Gene Ontology annotation, biological process: protein phosphorylation. The record is from RefSeq and is a predicted model, not a curated record. Bases 1 to 2637 code for a protein of 878 amino acids. The transcript has a single exon. NCBI's taxonomy places the organism in Eukaryota, Fungi, Ascomycota, Saccharomycetes, Saccharomycetales, Saccharomycetaceae.